Molecule: messenger RNA, 1284 nt
Organism: Dictyostelium discoideum AX4
Lineage: Eukaryota; Evosea; Eumycetozoa; Dictyosteliales; Dictyosteliaceae
Gene: purA
Product: adenylosuccinate synthetase
Exons: 2
Coding region: 1-1284 (427 amino acids)
Biological process (GO): 'de novo' AMP biosynthetic process; purine nucleotide biosynthetic process
Cellular component (GO): cytoplasm
Molecular function (GO): GTP binding; adenylosuccinate synthase activity; magnesium ion binding
Source: RefSeq, a predicted model, not a curated record
AUGGCUAGUAUUAUUAUUGGUUCACAAUGGGGUGAUGAAGGUAAAGGUAAAUUAGUUGAUAUCCUUUCUCAACAAUUCGAUGUUGUAGCAAGAUGUCAAGGUGGUGCUAAUGCAGGUCAUACAAUUGUUGUCGAUGGUAAAAAGAUUGCCCUCCAUUUAAUUCCAUCAGGUAUUUUAAAUGAAAAAGCAUCCUGUAUCUUGGGUAAUGGUAUGGUAAUUCAUUUACCAACCUUUUUCAAAGAAGUUCAAGGUCUUCAAGAUAAAGGUAUCAAUUACAAAGGUCGUCUUUUUGUUUCCGAUCGUGCUCAUUUAGUAUUUGAUUUACAUCAAAUGAUUGAUGCAAUGAAAGAAGCUGAACUUUCAAAUGGUACUUCAAAUGAUUCAAUUGGUACCACUAAAAGAGGUAUUGGCCCUUGUUAUUCUUCAAAAGCAUCAAGAGGUGGUUUAAGAGUUUGUGAUUUAUAUUCACCAGAACAUUUUAGAAAAACAUUUACAAGAUUAGUUGAAAAUAAACAUAAAAGAUUUGGAUCAUUUGAAUAUGAUGUUGAAGCUGAAUUAAAGAGAUACCAAGAGUUUGCAGAAAUGUUGAAACCAUUUGUAAUUGAUUCCGUUUACUAUUUAAAUCAAGCAUUCAAAGAUGGUAAGAAAGUAUUGAUUGAAGGUGCUCAAUCAACCAUGUUGGAUUUAGAUUUCGGUUGUUAUCCAUACGUUACAUCAUCAGCAUCAUCAGUUGGUGGAGCUUGUACUGGUUUAGGUAUUUCACCAAAUAAGGUUGUCACUCAAAUUGGUGUUGUCAAAGCAUACACUACCAAGGUUGGUUCAGGUCCAUUCCCAACCGAACAAAAUGAUCACGUAGGUGAUUCAUUACGUAAAGCCGGUAGUGAAUUUGGUACAACCACUGGUAGACCAAGAAGAAUCGGUUGGUUAGAUGCUGUCGUUUUGCGUUACACCAGUAUGAUCAAUGAUUUCACUCGUUUAAAUCUCACCAAAUUAGAUGUCCUCUCUGACUUUGAAGAGAUUAAAAUCGGUGUUGACUAUAAAUAUAAAGGCGAAACUAUCAAAUCUUUCCCAGCCUCUUUAGAAACACUCGCCCAAUGUGAAGUUGUCUAUGAAUCUUUCCCAGGUUGGAAAUGUGAUCUCUCUCAUGUUACCGAAUAUGAUCAACUCCCAAUUCAAGCUAAAAACUAUAUCAAACGUAUCGAAGAAUUAGUUGGUGUACCAAUCGUUUACAUUGGUGUUGGUGUUGAAAGAAAGAAUUUAAUUGAAAGAAAAGAAUUAAUUUAA